ACGGGGGAGAAUGUAGCAUUUCCUCUCUGCCCCUCUCCUCUGUAACCCUGCCUUUGUGCAACAUAGUGCAAGGGACAACUGUUACUCUUUCAUGCAGUGACUUACAGAAACAGCCUUUGAAAGUACUUGCCAUUUCCUCUCCUCAUCAACAGUCACUCUCUUACUGAACUAUAUUGCCUUUUACAUUAUCCUGUUCCCUGGUACAAAGUCAUGUCUGUUGCACUUAGGAUGUGGCAUAUUACAGAGCAAAGUUCCUUUGAGGUCACUUAAAACCUGUUUUAAUCGUCACAGCCUGGGCUAGUAGCACAGGAACAACUGUAUGAGCGAGUCAGCCUAAUCAUGAAAUGAUUAGCACUUUUGGCAGUGGAGGCUCUGUAGCCGGAAGGUGGCUGCCCCACUGUUGCUGGGCUCCAAUUUGCUUGUUGCUGCCUUCUGCUCUUCCAUAGUUGUUGGUGCAGCGGUGCUGCAGAGCAUGCUAGUCUGUCAGUGAUCUAAGGGUGUGUGAAUCGUAGCACAGAGCAGGGAACAGAGAUAACUCUUAUUUAUUUAUUUAUUUAUUUAAUUUUUAAAUGACACUAAUCUCAGGUUUUGCCUGCUUGCCCAAUCAAUAAAAUACACAUUGGGUAACUUGUGGGUUUCUUUUCUCAUGAAUGACACCAGAAUCUCUGUCUGUUUUGGUUAUAAAAUCGUUGUUAGAGUGCCAGGUUACAGCAAAGAGGAUGAAAAUUUUGAUUUCUGAAGUUCACAGAGGAAACAAUACCUAGUUUAAACACUGCUGCAGUGGAAGUAACAUCCAGCUGAGAUGGCUGGUACCACCAUAAUUAAUCUCCCCUUUGUGAGAGGAGGAGAAGAAUUACAGACAAAGCCAGUUUCUCAGAGCAGACAGCCGACUUGAUCUGGGACUCAUUCCCAAAGAAGACGACAGAACUUUGGAGGAGUCCUGGGUCUCUACCAUGGAAAAGGACAGUUGAAGCUGCUGUGUUGCUAGUGUGGUACCUGUUUGUGCUUUUCUGGUACAGCCUUGCUGGAUAAGUACCCAGAGAACAGUGUGGGAGAGCUCUGCAGUGUGUCUUACAGGGCAGUUUGCUCUGGUGUUAAAACUCUGUGCAGAAGAGCUUAGCAGUGACCUCGUAGUUGUGAGGACUCUUUGGAGAGGCCAGCGUACUCAUCUGCAGCUUUUGCACGAGAUGAUGAUCUGAGCUCUGCAACUCAACACCGCCUUCCAUCUAAAUAUACCAAGCCCAGACCUCUGAACCGCAGACCUCACCAGAUGGAACUUUGCUCAGUUGUGUAGCUUUAGCUCCUGCCCACUCAAGAUGAAGUUAAAACUCAAGAACCUCCUGAGGUAAGGGAUGGCUUAAGACUUCUAUCCCACAUUGGAUAUCCCUACACUCCAGCAGAAAUCAUGGCAGAUAUUUCCUGGACUGAAGGAGUCUCCAGCGAGACAGUUGCCAAUGCCAGUUCAGAAUUCAGUUUGGAAGCAGACUUCCAGUAUUCCCUGUUUACUGUCAUCUACAGCAUUGUCUUUGUGCUGGGACUGGUAGAAAAUGUCUUGGCUCUGUACCUCCUGUCCUGCAAAGUAAAGCACACUUCUCAUUCCUAUGUAUACCUCAUUAAUCUAGCUGUGGCAGACACCUUGUUUGUUUGCGUGUUGCCUUUUAAAAUUCAUUACCACCUGAAUCGGAACAAUUGGAUCUUUGGUGACGUGGCUUGUAGGAUAACUGGGACUCUGUACUAUAUCAACAUCUAUCUCAGCAUUGCCUUUUUCACCUGCAUUUGUGUCGAUCGUUACAUUGCAGUGUUGCACCCCUUCACGUACAUCCAGAUCAAAGUCAUCCAUUACGUGACGGUGGUCACAAUCCUUUGGGUGGUCGCUCUAAGUGUCAUGGUUCCGCUUAUCCUUGGAGGUCCCCUCCACAACAGUGGUGUGGGGAACAUGACAGCAUGUUUUGAGAACUUUGCUACGAGUAGCUGGACUUACCGCAUGGCACCUUACAACGUCCUGGCCUUAGUUUUUGGGUUUGUGAUCCCGUUCUCCAUCAUUCUAAUCAGCUAUCCUCUCAUUGCUAAGAGGAUCUCCCAGAUCAAACACAGCAUUCGCAAGAGGAAGGCCCUGAGCACUAUCUACAUCAUCUUGGUCAUUUGUAUUUUGUGCUUUCUCCCGUAUCAUCUCACUCACUUGCUCCACUUUUUAAUGAGAAUCCAGGUCAUCCAGAAUGAGUCAUUUACCAGCUUGAUCUACAAAAUGCGAAGAGUCACCUUAGCCCUAGUGAGCUUCAACUGUUGCCUUAACCCACUCUUGUACUACUUCACCUCUUCCAGCAAGCAUUGGUACUUCAACUUCAAGCUCAGAUUCAGGUCUAAAAUGGUGUACACCAUUUGUGACCAGAAAUGCGGGGAGUCCUCCUAUGUUUAUAAACUACAACAGAGACAUGGAAAUAAAAAAGACAGAGAUGGAAUCAACUGAUCUACUUAAAAACCACACAGCUUCUGAAAACUGCUGAGUUUCCCACCCUGUGAAACGUGAGACUUUGGAGAGAAAUUAUCAUUUGUGGGUUAUCGGAGUCACCAGAAAACCACUGGCCCGGCUGAUAAACUGCUUCAAAGCCAAGGGUUUACUUAAAAGAAUGUGAUUUUGGUAACAGAUAGACUGUUCCUUCCCACGCUGCCCCCGAACUUUAUGAAGUGUGUACAUGCUGUUGGCCUGUAGGCAUGCAAGACUGCUGAGCAGAUGAGAACAGAAGGGAAAUGGUGAUGGGGUUUGUUUAAGGGGGAACAAGGUAUGCCGAACUGUGGCAACGUGCUAAAUCUGUAUUUCCAUUUCCAAAUGUGCAGAAGGGAGGCUAAAAGUCAUGCUUUGACCUGGCAGGCUGCAGCAGAUGGUUGGGGUUCCCAGGUUAUGCGGUGCUGUUGGACUUGGAACAAGAAUGGCCGUGGACCUUACAAGAGGGAGGGAGUAGGAUUGCUGUGGCAGAAUGGUGUGUGAGAUAAAUGAUUGUGUGUCUCGAGAUGAUGUGUAAGUUUUCUUUGCAUAACAAUGGAUGUUGCAGCAUCUGCCCAUAUUCGGCCAAUCUUCUGAUGGCAGCUGAUGCCAGAGUCUAUGCUCUGGUUAAGGACAGGAGGUAAGAGGUUUGGAAAAGAAGCAGCAUUAGUGUAGGGGUAUGUUGGGGUUUUGGUUUGGAGAAAAAAAACCCAUGCAUUAUGAUGAUAAGCAAGGGUCUUGGAUUUGGGACGCUGUAGCUUAUCAGUUAAAGCCAAUCAAUAAACCACUUCAGCAGUCUGAGAUGGAUGCAGCAAGCAAACCGUGAGCAAAUCUGAAAUUAUUAUAACAGAGGUAAAGCUUUGUAACAGAUGGUGUUUGUGGGUGUAGUGUUGCAUUUGUUAGGAUGGGCCUGACCUGCAUUAGUUACUGCUAUGUGCAGUUUGAGUUGUGUUGAAUGGAUACCUGUUAGUAAUGAUGGGUCAGCCGCUGACCUCUCCCUUUCUGUAUUUUGCUUUUAGCUUGGAGGAAUUUUUAAGUAUCAGUGAGAAAACCUGCUCAAACUUUUCUAAAAUAUUGAAAAUAAUGAUUCCUGUGUUCUGCUUGAGUGGGCUUGGUAAGACAAGUGCAAAUCCUUGCGCUUGUAAAAUGGAGAGACAAGGAGAGCCUCUGAGGGAGUAUUAGGACAAAUUAAUCUUUUACCUUUCAUGAGAGACUGCUAUUUUUGUCCCAGUUAUAGGCUAUGGAAACACUUCCCAGCACUGGAGGGACUAUUCUUUCCAACUAAACUAAGCACAAUUUUUAUGUUCUGGACAAAGGAAGAAAAAUUUUUAUUAGAGACUCCAUCUGCAAGUGCAGCUUUCUUGCAGCCUCGUCAGCUGUUGUUGAGGGAAGUGUGGAUAAUUUAAAAAGUUAUGCUGCUAGGUAAAUAGCACACAUUUAGGGCUUUAUCUGCUUGCCUCCAUUUAUGCUUAUACUUUGCAUUUUAAUUGCGAAGCUUUGAAAGCUCCUUGUUUCACUCAAAACUUCAGCAGUGCUGAGGGGAAGAAUGCUGAAUAUCUUUUACCUUACCAGGUAAGCAACUCAAAGCUUGUUCCUCAGGACUCUUUAAAAACAGGCUGUAAUGACUCCCUGGACAGGUUUCCAGUGGGGAAGAUCGCAGUACUGUUGAACGGUAUACACUAUCACUGCAGUAAUUGGACAAACACUGUAAUUCCUUUAUUAAAACGAAAGCAGGAAAAAAACAUUGACAACGUAAACAAAAUAAAAUCUAAAUCUGUCUGAAA
Molecule: messenger RNA, 4266 nt
Organism: Aquila chrysaetos chrysaetos
Lineage: Eukaryota; Metazoa; Chordata; Aves; Accipitriformes; Accipitridae
Product: lysophosphatidic acid receptor 6-like
Exons: 6
Coding region: 1406-2467 (353 amino acids)
Biological process (GO): G protein-coupled receptor signaling pathway
Cellular component (GO): membrane
Molecular function (GO): oxysterol binding; G protein-coupled receptor activity
Source: RefSeq, a predicted model, not a curated record